GCUUUUGGAGCAGCACCAGUGGUGCGAGCCACGUCAUUUAUCGCCAGGAGGCGCCACAGCAUCGCUGGUAACGUGGGCCGUCUCCUGUGGGCCACACUGACGAGAGAGCUAUGGAGCCGCCGCGCGACGCGGACGGCAUGGACCAGGAAUUAGCCGCGGCCCUAGGCAUCCAGAUCAGCGACGAGCGCACGCAGGAAGCAAAUGUCCUCGGCGCGCGGCUCGCGACGGGCGUGUCCGCGCCGCCGCUCGCGCUCGCGUUCCUCGGGAGCGGCUUCUUUGAUGGUAAAGACGCAUUCCCGGAAGAAGCGCUCGACAAACUUAUUGGAUUGGCGGGCGACAGCGACAGGGCAUCGGUCCUGCGCGCCGCGCUAAGCGCCGUGGGCGACGACGCGCUCGCGGCCGCCGUUUUAAGGGCAGCUCUCCAGAAGGAGCGGCCCGCGGCCGUGGAGCCGGAGCCCGUCGUGGAACAGCCGCGCAUGAGCCUGCGGGACCACCGCCGCGCCGAGCGCCAGCGCGCCAUGGCGAACGGCCUCGAAAUCGCCGCGCCGGUGCCGGGGGCGCGGCCCGAGCCGCCGCUGGCGCGACGCGUGGCUGCGCCGCGGACCAAGGGCGCGGACGCGUGGCGGCCGCUCGGCGCGGCGCAGCCGGCGAAGCGGCGGCGGCGCGCGCCAUCGCCGCCGCCGCCGGCCCAAAACACGGUCGCCUGCCCCAUCUGCGGCGUGCGCGUGGCCGUCGCCGACCCGCGGCGCCCCGACGCCGAGAUGGACGCGCACCUCGAGCGCUGCGGCCGGCGGCGCCCCCGGCGCGCCGCCGCGGACGACGAGUCCGACCAGUCCUACAGCGACGCGUCCGAGGACGCUAGAAGAGCGCUCGAGCUGCGCGCCGCGGCGUCCUCUUCAGAUGAUGAGGACGACGCUUCUUCGUCGGACGACGACGGUCCGCUGCGGUUGCGAUCUACGGAAGCCAUCGCCGACGACGGCACCGACGAUGCAUUGAGGGCGCGCCUGGAGAAUAUCGAAGAGUCGGACGACGACGACGACGACGCUUUAAGGCUGCCGGGCGGCUUCGUCCUGCGGGCAUCUAUCUCCUCAAGACUCUACGCACAUCAGAGAAGAGCCGUGGGCUGGCUCUGGGACCUCUGGAGGCAGAGGGAGGGCGGCGUCGUCGGCGACGAGAUGGGCCUGGGGAAGACGGCGCAGGUCGCGGCGUUUCUCGGUGCGGUGGCGGACAAGCAGGAGUGCCGGACGUGUCUCGUCUUGGCGCCGACGACGAUGCUCGCGCACUGGCGGCGCGAACUUGAGACCUGGGCUCCUAGAGCUAGAGUAGUGGUCUUACAUCGGAGCGCGGCGGCCUUCGAUACCGCUGCCAAGAAAGGUCCCGCGCCCUUGGCCGAGUUUCUGGCAAGGGCGUUGUCGCCGCCCUCGGUCAACGGUGCCACCGUCGGCGUCGUCCUAUCCUCAUAUGAAGGGUUGAGACGACUAUCGGACGCUUUGUUAGCAAAGGCCUGGGGUUGUGUCGUCCUAGACGAAGGCCAGAAGAUACGGAACCCGGAAGCGUCGAUUACGAGGUUAUGCAAACAAUUAAGGACGCCUAGACGGUAUCUAUUGUCAGGAACACCCGUCCAGAAUUCAUUGACGGAGCUAUGGUCUUUAUUUGACUUCGCCGUUCCUGGAAGACUAGGAACGUUAAGGGCUUUUGAUGAUGAACUCGCCGCGCCCAUAAGGCAGGGCGGCUACGCGAACGCCACACCAGCAAAAGUCCAAUUGGCCUAUCGAUGCGCCUUGGCGCUGCGAGAUUUGCUGAAACCUUAUCUGUUACGAAGGACCAAAGCCGCGCUCAACAACACGGAACAAGGUGUACAGUUACCUUCAAAAACGGAACACGUUCUACUAUGUAGACUCUCUGCGGAUCAAUUGUCCUUGUAUAAGUCGAUAUUGGAGAGCGACGACGUCCGAAUAGCGCUGGAGCGACGGGGCGAACGGCAUCAUGGAGGUUCUCCCGCAUUUCGAGCGAUUGCGGCGUUACGAGCUGUGUGCAAUCACCCGGACAUCUACGGAGGUGCGAUCGAGGGUUCUUCGUCUGGUUCUAUUGAUAGAUCAGCAAAAUUGCGAGCGCUCGAUGCGGUCCUACAAAGGUGGAAAGCACAAAAACAUCGGGCACUAGUGUUUUCGCAAUCCGUGAAGAUGCUUGACAUACUAGAAGCUCUAGCGCAACAGAGAGGUUAUGCGUAUGCGAGGAUGGACGGGUCCACACCUCCCACACAGCGACAAGCCACAGCGGACGCCUUUAAUUUGCCCGGUUCGAAGACUUUUUGUAUGUUACUUACGACGCGGACGGGCGGCGUUGGAUUGAACUUGAUAGGGGCUGACAGGGUAGCAUUGUACGACCCCGACUGGAACCCGCAGACCGACGCGCAAGCUAGGGAGCGGUGCUGGCGCAUCGGGCAGACGAAGCCUGUUACUGUCUAUAGAUUCGUGUGCGCUGGCACGAUCGAGGAAAAAAUUUAUCAUAGACAGAUCUUCAAGCAGGCUUUAACUAACAGAGUAUUGACGGAUGCUCGCCAACGGCGGCUGUUCUCGCAGUCCGAACUGUCGGAGCUGUUCACGCUGGGCGAGGGGGCCUAUCCCGACGGCGACAACCUCGUCAAGGCGGAAGACUUUGCUGCUGCUACUGCUCCCGCUGAUGAAGAGGUAACUAAUGAGGAUGAUGAUAGAGAUGUAUUACAGGCUUUAUGGGAUGGGGCUGCCGAUAGUGAUCUUGCUGGUGUGCUCAGGGCGGCCUCUGAUAAUGCUUCGGAAGGUGUGCAAGCGGCGGCCCAACGGGAAGCGUUACGCGCCGUCGAGGCCGUGGAACGGACGCGGAACCAAGCCGUACAGCUGAACUCGUCGGACUUAUUAGGUGCCAUCGCGCGUCGACGGCGCGAUGCGCAACAUGAGGCUGUCUCUGUCAGAGACGAGGAGGCGCCGGCGGCGGCGGCCGUGGCGCUGGUCCGGCGCCUCGAUUCGUAUUUGCGCAACAACACGCCGCCGACGACCGACGAACUCCUCCAGGAAUUUGGGGAUGUGCGCGACGCGCACCUGUUCCGUUCUGUUCUGAGACAGCUCGCCCAGCGACGAGACGGGGUCUGGCGGAGAAAGAGAUAGUUGUGAUUA
Molecule: messenger RNA, 3152 nt
Organism: Pelagomonas calceolata
Lineage: Eukaryota; Pelagophyceae; Pelagomonadales; Pelagomonadaceae
Source: the annotation of a GenBank genome assembly